AUGGCCGACUACGAUUCGGAUUCAUCCGGUGCAAGAGAUGAUAUCAAGACCGACGUGAUCAUUGGCUACGCGUCGAAAGAUCCCACAAGCGACGAUUUCAGCCAGCUAGGCGGGCAUGCGGUACGCAAAGAAGAGCGCCGAAAUACUUGAGAGGAGAGACUAAGAGAUGGAUUAGACAUGGCUCGAUGACAAGUCCGCUCCAUCGGCCGCACUCGCGAAGUGCAAGGUAUGCCAUGGAUAUAUGAAUCUCCUGUUACAGCUCUACGCCGACCUCCCGGAUCGAUUCCCUGAGGAUGAGAGGAGGGUGUACAUCUGGGCUUGCCGAAACAAGACUUGCAGACGUAAAGAUGGAGGCGUGAGGGGUGUUAGGGGUAUAAGACGCACGAAGAUACAGCGGCAAGCGGAUGCGACGGCAGGUGCUGGCAAGGAGGAGAGCAAAUCCGCAAUGCAGCCUGCAACAAAUCUUGGAGAGACGUUGUUCGGCGUGAAGCCCUCCUCGCAUGCAGCAGCAGCAAACCCAUUUGCUGUCCCGGGCAACAAUGCUGCAUCCUCAAACCCGUUCGUAGCUCCAGGCGUCUCAACAAAUCCAUUCGCCUCAGCAUCGUCGCUUGCCGCGAAGCCACCUCAAAAGCCAGAAGCGACAGAAGACCUGCCCCAAACUUUCGCCGAGAAAGCCCGCAUAUCCAGCACACAGCCUACAGAAUCAGCCCAAACGCAGAUUCCGUACGAACCUUGGCCAGAGGUCUCUGCUUUCCCGGAACCGUACCCCAGCUACCACAUCGACGCCGGUCAGGAGUACAUUGACCCGGAAGGCGCCCCAGCACCGUCCAACGUUCGCAUCGACAACGGCGAAGGAAGCAGUGGCAGUGCAGCCGAAGACAAGACCUUGUUUGAAAGCAGCAUGGACAAGACAUUCCAGAAAUUCGCAGAUCGGCUGGCACAAAACCCUGAGCAAGUUGUACGAUAUGAAUUUGCGGGGCGUCCACUACUCUACUCGAAGACGGACGCCGUGGGGAAGUUGCUCGCACCAGCACAGGAAAACUCAAACGCGACAGUCAAGACGCAGAGCAUCAGCACAUCAACCGCAUCGAAAAUGCCGCGCUGUGCGGCUUGCGGCGCAGAGAGGGUGUUUGAGCUGCAGCUGACGCCGCAUGCUAUCACAGAGCUGGAAGCCGAUGAGAUUUCAGUGGAUGGAAUGGAUUGGGGAACGAUUAUCCUGGGAGUCUGUAGCCAAGAUUGUCUCGAGAAAGGCAAGAGAGAUGGAGAAGUUGGGUAUGUGGAAGAGUGGGUCGGUGUGCAAUGGGAGGAGCUAGCCGGCAAGCGGCCGGCUUAA
Messenger RNA from Lecanosticta acicola, 1333 nucleotides. NCBI's taxonomy places the organism in Eukaryota, Fungi, Ascomycota, Dothideomycetes, Mycosphaerellales, Mycosphaerellaceae. The record is from the annotation of a GenBank genome assembly.